AUGAUUUCUGUACCGAAUGAUAGUAGUGCACUGUCCGGGCUGGACCCAAUAGCUAAGAGACGGCGCAUAGCUGAGGGGCUCUGGGGCCUACAACUACAAAGCACCAGCCGAGUGGAUCAACUCAGGGCUUACUUCGAACAUUUCCAAGACCAGGCUGGCCAGCUUAACGUUUCGAUGGACGAUGUAUUCACCGCAGCAGAAAUUCUAAAGGAAAGCCCUGACUCGACACGCCAGAAUUUGAGAAAUACCAUAAUCUCAGCAUUAGGACAUGGCCGAGGUAUCAGGAAUACUACGACGAGCCAGAUACAGAGAGGCAAUGGGGCAUCUGUACCUCAAGAUAUCACAACCCGGGACAGCGAGAUAGAAGAGAUUAUUGUUGCCACCCUGAGAGUAAUGCUAGCAGUUAAUAUCAACCUUGACUCGAGGACAGUAUUUCUGGCGACCCCUGGUCUUAACUGGGGCGAAAGUCAAUCUCUAACAAGUUUCUUGAAAGAGACAUUCCCAAAGCACGCCUACGAUGACGAGCCCCAUACCCCCUUCAUGGUCAGUCGACUUCGCGCACGUUAUCUGGAGGACCAUGCCGACGUUCAACUGGAGUGGACUCAUCACCUCCCUGACCAUCUGAUGCUGAACAUAGGCAGCCAGACCAAAACCUUGAGAGUUUUUGACCUGGUGUCCCUGCUGGAGAUUACAUACGAGGUGAUGAAAAACGAACCAUGGGACACAUCUGUUGAAGAUAGUUUGAAACGAGGAUGCUGCACCCCAGCAUUCCUUUAUGAAACUCUCCAGACUAUUCGAUUGCUCUUCCCACCCCAAGACCAACAAUGGCUCGAUCGAAAAAUCGACUUCAACUCCCGCUGGUGCCGCUGGAGAGGCAAUGAUGUCCGACUAGUAGAUCGAAGGAUAUCAGCGCCGCUCAAGUGUCACCAUGGAGAGACUGUGUACGAAAGACCACUUACUACACGGCGAGAGCUUUUUGAGAGAUACCCUCACUGGGCGGUUCGAUUACACAGCCUAUAUGCUGAGUCUGAAGAUCCUGCACCUGUUUCUAGACCAGGACGAUGGGCGCAGCGUAAAAGAUCGCCGAGGCAUACGUUCUGGCUGACAUUUAUUGCGUUGGUAGCAGCGGCACUGUUUGGGAUUGUAGCGACGAUAAUUGGAGCGGUACAGGUUUGGAUAUCGUGGUGUCAGUGGAAAGGUCAAGGUUCCUCCAUUUGUUAA
Messenger RNA from Fusarium proliferatum ET1, 1221 nucleotides. RefSeq lists its product as uncharacterized. The coding region runs from base 1 to 1221 and encodes 406 amino acids. NCBI's taxonomy places the organism in Eukaryota, Fungi, Ascomycota, Sordariomycetes, Hypocreales, Nectriaceae. The transcript has 2 exons. The record is from RefSeq and is a predicted model, not a curated record.